Molecule: messenger RNA, 16264 nt
Organism: Cololabis saira (Pacific saury)
Lineage: Eukaryota; Metazoa; Chordata; Actinopteri; Beloniformes; Belonidae
Gene: birc6
Product: baculoviral IAP repeat containing 6
Exons: 73
Coding region: 211-15225 (5004 amino acids)
Biological process (GO): apoptotic process; regulation of cytokinesis; negative regulation of apoptotic process
Cellular component (GO): nucleus
Molecular function (GO): ubiquitin conjugating enzyme activity; cysteine-type endopeptidase inhibitor activity
Source: RefSeq, a predicted model, not a curated record
AUGGUGUAGCUGACAGAGCGACCGUUCCUCCGCUCAUGCUGAGUAGCCAGAGCCGCGGUUCCGGGCGGGGGAGAGAACGCCGCACAGGGAGUCAGCAGGGCCCGGACAGUCACGGUUCGGAAUCAGCCUGGUAGAGUCAGUAGUAUUACGUGUAUCGGCGGAUCCUCACCAGCAGCCAGCAGGGAAGGGAAGGGACCGAAGAUCGUAAAGAUGGCGGCCGCGGCCUCGCCGGGCUCGGCCAGCUCCUCGGACUGGAUUGUUGUGAGAGACGGCUGUCUGCGCUGCGACGACCAGGGCCUGGCCAGCCUGUCCUACCAGCCGCAGCUCAACGCGCUGCUGGCCGUCACCAGCCGGGGCAGCAUUAAGGUCAUAGACGGGACCUCCGGGGCCGUGCUGCAGGCGUCCCAGCUCACCGCCAAACCCGGCGGCCGUGUCAGGUGUCAGUACUUUCCUGCUGUGGACAAGGUGCUUUUUGUGGAUGACUACGCCGUGGGAUGCAGGAAGGACCUGAACGGCAUCCUGCUGCUGGACACAGCCCUCCAGCCUCCAGUCAGCAAGCCGGAGGACAUGGUCCAGCUGGAGCUGCCGGUCACAGAGGCCCAGCAGAUGCUAUCAGCCUGUCAGGAGAAGAUUGACGUGUCCAACACGGAGGGCUAUGAGCUCUUCAUUACCCAGCUGAAAGAAGGCCUGAAGAAUACCUCACAUGAGACAGCAGCCAAUCACAAAGUGGCCAAGUGGGCAACGGUGACGUUCCACCUCCCCCACCACAUGCUAAAGCUCGUGGCCGGCGCCAUCGUCAGCGAGCUGAAGAAAAUCAAGCAGAACGUAGCGGCCUUGUCUGUGGCCUCGUCCAUCAUGGACAGGCUGUCCUACCUCCUGUCCAGCGCCAGGCCGGAGCUCGGGGUGGGACCUGGACGCUCCGUGGACAGAUCUUUGAUGUACAGCGAGGCCAACAGGCGGGAGACGUUCACGUCGUGGCCCCACGCCGGCUACAGGUGGGCGCAGCCGGAUCCCAUGGCUCAGGCUGGCUUCUACCACCAGCCGGCCUCAACGGGGGACGACAGAGCCAUGUGUUUCACCUGCAGCGUGUGCCUGGUCUGCUGGGAGCCUACAGACGAGCCCUGGUCCGAGCACGAGCGGCACUCUCCCAACUGCCCGUUUGUGAAAGGAGAGCACACGCAGAACGUCCCCCUCUCGGUGACGCUGGCCACCAGCCCGGCCCAGUUCCCCAACAGCCACGACAGCUCGGACAAGAUCGCCUGCUACGGCUUCGGCAGCUGCCCGCAGUUCCUGGCUGCCGCCACCAGGAGGGGCAAAAUCUGCAUCUGGGACGUCUCCAAGAUGAUGAAGGUGCACCUGAAGUUUGACGUGAACCCGUACGACCCGGCCAUCCUGAGACAGCUGAUCCUGUGCAGCGGGGAGCAGAACCAGCAGGCGCUCACCGAGUCUCAGAGACCAAAUCUAACCUGGUUAGAAGAAUCGUCUUCCUGCUCUGACCUGCCCAAGCUGGAGGGAGACAGUGACGACCAGCUGGAGGAUUCAGACAGCGACGAGCAUUCCCGCUCUGAAUCAGUGACAGGCCAGUCCUCGCAGUGGGAGAGCAUGGACGUGGGUCUCAGCGUGACGGCGCUCAGCGUGCUCCAGCAGCCGGAGAAGCUCCAGUGGGAGGUGGUGGCCAGCGUGCUGGAGGACACGGUGAAGGACCUGGAAGAGCUGGGGGCCAACCCCUCACUAAACCAAACCAAGGCCCACAGCCAGCCAAAAACUAAGGACAAGGUCCCCGACCAGCACAACAUUCCCUUCCCCUGCCUGCUGGCCGGAGGCCUCCUCAGUUACCGCUCGGCGUCCAGCACCCCCACGGCCGGGCUCCCGGCCACCACACGCAGGACCCAAGACGGUCCACUGAGGACUCAGGGCCCCGAGCCUUUCUCCGGGCCCCUGCAGGAGCAGGCUCCCAUGGAUAUAGCUUCCUGCAACCCCCAGCCUGCAGCCCAGGAGCAGGGCUUCCCCAGCCAAGCAGGACCUCAGCUCCCCAGCCCUUCCUCUCUGCCUUCCGUACGCAGGACUAUUCCCGUGCUGCUGCUGUACAGCAUCAAGGAGGUGGACGACAAGUCCUCCGGGCAGGUGUUCGCCCAGAUGAACAACCUCAUGAGCAAGGGGCUCCACGAGGAGGGCUUCACCGUGCCGCAGAUCAUCGAGAUGGAGUUCGACACGCACGAGCAGCUUCUCCUCCAGGAUCCUCCCAUCACCUACAUCCAGCAGUUUGCCGACGCGGCCACCAAUCUGGCCGGGUUGGACGGUCACAUGGACAAAUGGAGCACGCUGGCCGCGGCCACCGUCUCCAACCCGCCUCGGCCGGGAGCGCUGGUCCAGUGUCUGCGGCUGCCCAAGCAGCUGGAGGACAAGAACCUGUACGUGGACUCCAUCACGCCCUGCUGGGACGGCGUGCACCUCCUGGUGGGGCUGCAGCCGUGCAGCAGCGAGUCUCUCAGCGCUACCAACCAGGUGGAGGCUCUCAACAACCUCAACCGCUUACAUUCAGCGCUGUGCAGCCAGCGCAAAGGAGACAGCCACCACCCGGUGGCCAACGGGGUGGAGGGCCACCACCCGGACGGAUCCCCCCCCCAGACUCCUCUCAUCCUCCCCCCGGGAGACCAGCAGCAGCAGCAGCAGCAGCAGAAGAGCAGCAGCGGGAGUGGAGGGGGGUGUCUGGCUCUCUACAAGCUCAACUACUCCACCCGCAUCGUCACGCUGGAGGAGGAGCCCAUUAAAGUGCAGCAUAUCAGGGACCCCGGGGACGCCAUCACCUCCCUGAUCCUGCUCCCGCCGGACGUGCUGGACAGCCGAGAGGACGACAGCGAAGAGACUCCCGAGGAGCCGCUGCCUUCAGCUCCAAAAAAUGGUUCUUGUGGCCCCGGAUCAGGGCCGGCGGGGUCGGGAACGGGGGCCGCGUGCGGAGCGGCCGCCGCCACCAGUCCUCCAAGCUCCGCCCCCGGCCACAAAGACGCCCGGCGGGGCGAGGUGGUGGGCCUGGGCCACCUGGUGGUCACCACACAGGCCGGCUACAUCAUGAUACUGGACCUGUCCACGUUGGAGGUCCUAGCCAAGGUGGAGCCGCCCAAAAAGGAGGCUCCCGCCGAUGAAACGGAUCCCUUUGUCUCAGUGACCUAUUGCUCUGGGACUGACCGCCUUUGUGCCUGCACCAAAGGUGGAGAACUUCAUUUCCUUCAAAUUGGAGGUGUGUGUGAUGAUGUAGAUGAUGGAGACAUGUUUAUUGAUGGCCCCCUUUUUAAAGGGGCUGACCCGCUGCUUGAGGGGGCCAAGCCCCCCUCCAACCCCUCCAGUCCUGGAAUCUCAGGAGUGGACCUCCUGGUGGACCAACCAAUGACCACCGAGAGCCUCAUGUCUCUGGUGGAGAUGACGCGCUUCGAGACGCUGACCCCGCGCUUCUCUGCGACGGUGCCGCCCUGCUGGGUGGAGGUGCAGCAGGAGCAGCAGCAGCGCCGCCACCCCCAGCACCUGCACCAGCAGCACCACGGAGACGCCGCCCAGCACACCCGCACCUGGAAGCUGCAGAGUGAAAGCUCCAGCUGGGACGAGCACGUGUUUGAGCUGGUGCUGCCCAAGGCCUGCAUGGUGGGCCACGUGGACUUCAAGUUCGUCCUGAACGCCAACAUCGUCAACAUUCCUCAGAUCCAGGUCACCUUACUGAAGAACAAAGCACCAGGGCUGGGCAAAGUCUGCGAGACAGCAGUGGACAGACAGAUCAGCUUCCCCCUCUCACACGUCCUCCACGCCAACGGGGAGAAGAACGGCCCGCCGCUGCUGCAGGACUUUGCCGAGGACAUCCAGUUCAUGGACAUCGAGGAGACGUCAGCCUCCGUGUUGUGUCCCUUCCUGGAGGACCACAAGGAGGAUAUCCUGUGUGGCCCGGUGUGGCUGGCCAGCGGGCUGGACCUCUCCGGCCACUCCGGCAUGCUCAGCCUCACCAGCCCCAAGCUGGUCAAAGGCAUGGCGGGGGGGAAGUACCGCUCCUUCCUGGUCCACAUCAAGGCGGUGAGCGACAGCGGGGCGGAGGAGAGCCCGCGGCCCGUGCUGAGGAUGCCCAGCUCCAAGCCCCAGAGCUCCAAGGCCCACUCCCUGACCACGCUGCUGCAGCGCGCCCAGGCCUCCAAGGACAAAGCGUCUGCAGGGAAAUCUGAGAGCUCGGGGUCCAAGAAAGUGGAGAACCUGCGGGGCUGUGACCUGCUGCAGGAGGUCUCCGUCACCAUCAGACGCUUCAAGAAGACCACCAUUCCCAAAGAAAGGGUCCAACGUUGUGCCAUGCUGCAGUUCCCAGACUUCCACGAGAAGCUGCUGGACGCGCUGUGCCGGCAGACGGAGGGCAGCCCCGCCACGGAGCACGCCCAGAGCCUCAUCCUGGACAUCCUCUGCUGGCUGGCCGGGGUUUUCUCCAACGGACCCUGCAGCAUGAGAGAAGGGAAGGAGGGCUUGCUGGCAAAGACCAGGACCAGGUUAACCCACAUUAUUCGAGUGUGUUUCUUUGAAGCCGGUCGCAGCAUCGCACACAAAUGCGCCCGCUUCCUUGCACUUUGUAUUAGCAAUGGGAAAGGAGACUCAAGUCAACAGGGUUUUGGUACGAGUCUUCUGAAGGCUCUGCUGGAUAACAUGCCUUACUUGCCUGCAGCAGCAACCGGUGGCUCAGUGUUCUGGUACUUUGUGCUGCUCAACUAUGUGAAGGAGGAGGACCUGGCCGGCUGCAGCACGGCCUGCGCUUCCCUGCUCACCGCCAUCUCCCGCCAGCUGCAGGACCGCCUCACCCCGCUGGAAGCUCUGCUGCAAACCAGGUACGGUCUGUACAGCUCUCCGUUCGACCCGGUGCUCUUUGACCUGGAGGUCAGCGGCUCCUCCUGUAAAAACGCCUUCAACAGCAGCAUCGGAGUCCAGUCAGAUGAGAUCGACCUCUCCGACAUUCUCUCAGGGAAUGGAAAAGUGAGCAGCUGUGCAGCAGCAGAGGGCAGCUUCACAGCUUUAACGGGACUCCUGGAGGUGGAGCCUUUGCACUUUACUUGUAUCUCCACCAGCGACGGCACGCGGGUGGAGCGAGACGACGCCAGCAUGUUCACUGUGAGCACGUUUGGCAUGACUCCAACGGUUGGGGGGCUGCCGACGGGAACGGUUGGAGAAGCGUCGACGGCGCUGAGCUCUGCAGCCCAGGUGGCCCUGCAGUCUCUGUCUCACGCCAUGGUGUCGGCGGAGCAGCAGCUGCAGGUGCUGCAGGAGAAGCAGCAGCAGCUGCUGAAGCUGCAGCAGCAGAAGGCCAAGCUGGAGGCCAAGCUUCACCAGACCACCUCUGCCGCGGCGGCCGCCGCCUCUGCCGUGGGUCCCAUGCACAACUCUGUGCCUUCCAACCCCUCCUCCGCUCCGGGCUUCUUCAUCCACCCCUCUGACGUCAUCCCCCCCACCCCCAAGACCACGCCCCUCUUCAUGACGCCUCCUCUCACGCCGCCCAACGAGGCCGUGUCGGCGGCCUUCAGCGCCGAGCUGGCCCACCUGUUCCCCGGCUCCAUGAUGGACUGCGGGCCCGUCGCCAUGGCCGCACACAAAAACACACAGAAGGCCAAGCCGAGCCCGGUGGGCAGCGGUCUGGCUCUGGCCAUUUCCCAGGCCUCCCACUUCCUGCAGCCUCCUCCACACCAGUCCAUCAUCAUUGAGCGGAUGCACUCUGGGGCUCGGCGCUUCGUCACGCUGGACUUCGGCCGCCCGGUCCUGCUGACCGACGCUCUGAUCCCCACCUGCGGGGACCUGGCCUCUCUGUCCAUCGACAUCUGGACGCUGGGGGAGGAGGUGGACGGCCGCAGGCUGGUGGUGGCCACCGACAUCAGCACCCACUCCCUGAUCCUGCACGACCUGCUGCCGCCGCCCGUCUGCAGGUUCAUGAAGAUCACUGUGAUCGGUCGCUACGGCAGCACCAACGCACGAGCAAAGAUCCCCCUGGGCUUCUACUACGGCCACACGUACAUCCUGCCAUGGGAGAGUGAACUGAAACUCAUGCACGACCCCCUGCGGGGGGAGAGCGAGGCCGCCAGUCAGCCAGAUGUGGAUCAACAUCUGACCCUGAUGGUGGCGCUGCAAGAGGACAUCCAGUGCAGGUACAAUCUAGCGUGCCAUCGGCUGGAAACCCUCCUCCAGAACAUCGACCUCCCGCCUCUCAACAGUGCCAACAACGCCCAGUACUUCCUGAGAAAACCCGACAAGGUGGUGGAGGAGGACCAGCGGGUCUUCUCCGCCUACCAGGACUGCAUCCAGCUGCAGCUGCAGCUCAACCUGGCCCACCACGCCGUGCAGCGGCUGCGGGUGUCGCUGGGCGCCAGCCGCAAGUCCCUGCCCACCGGGGGGUGUCCGGAGUCCCAGGAGCUGGUCCACAACUCGUCCACGGAGCAGCUGAGGACCAUCAUCCGUUACCUGCUGGACACGCUGCUCAGCCUGCUGCACUCCAACAACGGCCACUCCGUGCCCUCGGUGCUGCAGAGCACCUUCCACGCCCAGGCGUGCGAGGAGCUGUUCAAGCAUCUGUGCAUCAGCGGGACGCCAAAGAUCCGGCUGCACGCCGGGCUGCUGCUGGUGCAGCUGUGUGGAGGAGAGUGCUGGUGGGGCCAGUUCCUCUCCAACGUGUUGCAGGAGCUCUACAACUCUGAGCAGCUGCUCAUCUUCCCGCAGGACAGGGUGUUCAUGCUGCUGUCCUGCAUCGGCCAGAGAUCCCUGAGUAACAGCGGGGUGUUGGAGGGCCUGCUGAACCUGCUGGACAGCCUGCUGUCUCCCCUGCAGCAGCCGCCGCCGGCCUCCCAGCGCAGGACUGAAGGGGUUCUGGACAUCCCCAUGAUCAGCUGGGUGGUGAUGCUGGUUUCCAGGCUGCUGGACUACGUGUCCAGCAUCGAAGACGAGGCCUCCGGUGGGAAGAAACACCUCGGAGGGAAAGAACGGGAAAGACCUGUGACAGGGAUUCAGUGGAGCUUCAUCAACAACAGCCUUCAGUCUCAGAACCCGAGCAGGUCGGCUAAAGGCAGCAGCAGCUUGGAUCGCCUCUACUCACGCAAGAUCCGCAAGCAGCUCGUCCACCACAAGCAGCAGUUAAAUUUGUUGAAAGCCAAACAGAAAGCUCUGGUUGAACAGAUAGAGAAGGAGAAGAUCCAGAGCAACAAAGGCUCCUCGUACAAACUGCUGGUGGAACAGGCCAAACUCAAACAAGCCACGUCCAAGCACUUUAAAGACCUGAUCCGUCUGCGGCGGACGGCAGAGUGGCCUCGCUCCACACUGGACGCAGAGUCCACCACAGCCAAAGAAACCCCCGAGGUGGAGCCCCUGCCCUUCACGCUGGCGCAUGAGCGCUGCAUCUCCGUGGUGCAGAAGCUGGCCCUCUUCCUGCUCUCCAUGGACUUCACCUGCCACGCCGACCUGCUGCUCUUCGUCUGCAAGGUCCUGGCCAGGAUAGCCAACGCCACGCGGCCAACCAUCCACCUGUGUGAGGUGGUGUCGGAGCAGCAGCUGGAGCGCCUGCUGCUGCUGCUCGUGGGGACAGAUUUUAACCGGGGAGACAUCUCCUGGGGGGGAGCCUGGGCACAGUAUUCUCUGACGUGUAUGCUGCAGGACAUCCUGGCAGGGGAGCUGCUGUCCCCGGGCUCUCUGGACUCCAUGGAGGACGUGGUGGGGGACGAGGCCGGAGCGUCGUCGUCCUCCGCGGCGGCGGCGGAUCCAGACGACGCGCUGCUGCAGCCGGCGCCGGUGCCGCUGGUGGAGAGCAUCGACGAAGCCCUGGUGCCUGACAUCAUUGCAGGUACUGCAGGGACCUCCUCGCUGUUCCAAAGUGCUCCACCUCUGUCGUCUCUGGAAAAAGAUAAAGACAUAGACUUUGACUUGCUGCAAGACCUGAUGGAUGUUGAUAUUGAUCCUUUAGAUAUUGAUUUGGAAAAAGAUCCCCUGGCGGCCAAAGUGUUCAAGCCCAUCAGCAGCACCUGGUAUGACUACUGGGGGGCCGACUACGGCACGUACGGCUACAACCCGUACAUCGGCGGGGUGGGCAUCCCCGUGUCCAAGCCGGCGGUGGCGGCUGAGAAGCCCGGCUCUCAGGGCCUGUCGGUGUCCGUGUCUCAGGCGCUGGACGCUCGCCUGGAGGUGGGCCUGGAGCAGCAGGCUGAGCUGAUGCUGAAGAUGAUGGCAACGCUCCAGGCUGAUUCCAUCCUGCAGGCUCUCACUUCAACUUCAUCCACAAUGAGCCAGCCAUCCAACGGGACAGACGACUCCCUGCUGCGAGCUCUGCACGGCGGGGGCUCCCCUCCUUGCAGCAGCCUGGUCCGGCCUUCCUCCAUCCCCGUCCUGAGUGCCUGCUUUAACAAGCUCUUCUCCAUGCUGCAGGUCCACCACGUCCAGCUGGAGUCCCUGCUGCAGCUCUGGCUGACGCUCAGCCUCAACACCACCUCGGCCGGCAGCGAGGACAGCGGAGCCGACAUCUUCCUGUUCAACGCCAGCCGAGUUCCCACCAUCCCCCUCAACCAAGCCUCCAUCAGCAGCUUCCUGACGGUGCUGGCCUGGUACCCCAACACUUCUCUGAGGACCUGGUGUCUGGUGCUGCACUCCCUCACUCUGAUGACCAACAUGCCGGCCUGCGGCUCCAGCAGUGGGAUGAACUCUCAGGAAAGCACCGCUCAGCAGAUGGUGUCCGACCCCACGCUGGUCCACGUUCUGAUGCGCUUCCUGUCGGGCAGCAGCACCAACGGGACCAGCCAGCACAGCUCCCAGGUGGGGCCCACGGCCACCCAGGCCAUGCACGAGUUCCUGAGCCGCCUGCAGGUCCACCUGUCCUCCACCUGCCCCCAGAUGUUCAGCGAGUUCCUGCUCAAGCUCAUGCACAUCCUGUCUACCGAGAGGGGGCCGUUCCAGUCCGGGCAGGGUCCGCUGGACGCCCAGGUGAAGCUGCUGGAGUUUACUCUAGAGCAGAACUUUGAGGUGGUGUCGGUGGCCACCAUCUCCUCCGUCAUCGAGUCCAUCACCUUCCUGGUCCACCACUACAUCACCUGCUCGGACAAGGUGGUGUCCCGCAGCGGCUCGGACAGCUCGGUGGGGGCCCGCGCCUGCUUCGGGGGCCUCUUCGCCAACAUCAUCCGGCCCGGGGACGCCAAGGCCGUGUGCGGGGAGACCACGCGGGACCAGCUGAUGUUCAACCUGCUGAAGCUGGUGAACGUGCUGGUGCAGCUGCCCCUGUCCAGCGACCGGGAGUUCAGCGGGCGGCUGCUGCCGGCCGGCGGCGGCCAGGCCGACAGCAGCGUGUCCGACGAGGAAAAGGUCUGCGGCAGCAAGGACGGGGCCUCCGGGGGCUCGGCCUCCAGCCAGGGCCCCCCCGCCGGCGUGGCCGACCUGGUCCUGGCCAACCAGCAGAUCAUGAGCCAGAUCCUGUCGGCGCUGGGCCAGUGCAACAGCAGCGCCAUGGCCAUGAUCAUCGGAGCCAGCGGUCUCCACCUGACCAAGCACGAGAACUUCCACGGGGGUCUGGAUGCCAUCUCGGUGGGCGACGGGCUCUUCACCAUCCUCACCACUCUGAGCAAGAGGGCCACGUCGGUGCAGGUCAUGCUGCAGCCCAUCCUCACCUACAUGGCCUGUGGGUACAUGGGGAGGCAGGGCUCUCUGUCCACCUGCCAGCUCUCCGAGCCUCUCCUGUGGUUCAUCCUCCGAGUGCUGGACACCAGCGAGGCUCUCAAGGCCUUCCAUGACAUGGGUGGCGUCCAGCUGAUCUGCAACAACAUGGUGACCAGCACCAGAGCCAUCGUGAACACGGCGCGGAGCAUGGUGUCCACCAUCAUGAAGUUCCUGGAUUCAGGUCCUGGAAAGACGGCAGACGGGAACCUCAAAGCCCGAGUCAUGACUUCAGAGCCGGACAACGCAGAGGGGCUCCACAACUUUGCUCCUUUAGGCACCAUCACGUCCAGCAGCCCGACGGCGCAGGCAGCAGAGGUGCUGCUCCAGGCCACGCCCCCUCACCGCCGGGCCCGCUCAGCAGCCUGGUCCUACAUCUUCCUGCCCGAGGAGGCCUGGUGUGACCUCACCAUCCACCUGCCCGCUGCCGUGCUGCUCAAGGAGCUGCACAUCCAGCCCCACCUCGCCUCUCUGGCCACCUGCCCCUCGUCGGUGUCGGUGGAGAUCAGUGCGGACGGGGUGAACAUGCUGCCCCUCUCCACGCCCGUCAUCACCAGCGGCCUCACCUACAUCAAGAUCCAGCUGGUGAAGGCGGAGGUGGCGUCGGCCGUGUGCCUGCGGCUGCACCGGCCCCGCGACGCCAGCACCCUGGGGCUGUCCCAGAUCAAGCUGCUCGGCCUCACGGCCUUCGGAAACACCUCGUCUACAACGGUCAACAACCCCUUCCUGCCCUCGGAGGACCAGGUCUCUAAAACCAGCAUCGGCUGGCUGCGGCUGCUCCACCACUGCCUGACCCACGUCAGCGACCUGGAGGCCAUGAUGGCCAGCGCCGCGGCCCCCACGGCCAACCUGCUGCAGACCUGCGCCGCCCUGCUCAUGUCCCCCUACUGCGGCAUGCACUCGCCCAACAUCGAGGCCGUGCUGGUGAAGAUCGGCCUGCAGUCCACCCGCAUCGGCCUCAAGCUCAUCGACAUUCUGCUGAGGAACUGUGCCGCCUCUGGCACCGAUCCGGCCAAUCUGAACAGCCCUCUCCUGUUCGGCCGCCUGAACGGCCUCUCCUCCGACUCCACCAUCGACAUCCUGUACCAGCUGGGAACCACUCAGGACUCCGGGACCAAAGACAGGAUCGAGGCUCUGCUGCAGUGGGUCCACGACUCGUCUCGAGUGGCCGCCCACAAGAUGAGCGUCCCGCUGGGAUACGCCGGUGCCGGCUCGUCUGCGUCCUCCAGGGAGUACGGCCUCCUGAUGCCGUCUCCCUCCCACCUGCACUGCGUGGCGGCCAUCUUGUGGCACAGCUACGAGCUGCCGGUGGACUACGACCUCCCGGCCCUGCUGGACAGAGGUCUCUUUGAGCUGCUGUUUAACUGGUCCAUGUCUCUGCCGUGCAACAUCGUGCUGAAGAAAGCCGUGGACAGCCUGCUGUGCUCCAUCUGCCACAUCCACCCCAGCUACUUCUCCCUGCUCAUGUCGUGGAUGGGGGUGGUGUCGGAGCCCAGCGCCAGCCACUCUCAGGCCCAGCAGCGCCGGCUCGCCAUGACGGACGACGGCAAGAAGCAGCACGACGCCAGCGCCGGCGCCGCGGGGCUCACGGACGACUCCAAGCACGCCCGGGCCCCGGCCAUGCUGUCGGAGUCCCAGCUGGCCACGCUGGCCGCCGCGUCCCAGUCCCCCGGAGCCAUCGAGCAGCUGCUGGACUCGGGCCUGCCCUCGCUGCUCGUACGGAGCCUCACGCAGUUCUGCAUCGGCCUCCUGGUCAGCGCCGACCUGCCUCUGCCCGCGGCUCAGGCUGAGCGGCGGCACCACCUCCACCAUUACUACCCCUCCUCCUCCUCGUCCUCCUCGUCCUCCUCGGCCCAGGCCCGGCCCCCUCUGGCUGCAGAGCUGGCUGCUCCGGUGCUGCACUUCCUCACCGAGGUCGGCAACAGUCACGCCAUGAAGGACUGGCUGGGGGGCCCGGAGGUCAACCCGCUGUGGACGGCGCUGCUCUUCCUGCUGUGCCACUCCAGCGCCAGUGCUGGUGCCGGGGCCGGUGCCGGGGCCACGGGUCAGCCUCCCAGUACCGGAGCUGCCGCCAGCCCCGCCCCGCCCCCGCCCACGCUGUCAGGGUCCCGCUACUCGCUGGUGUCCUCGGCCCAGGCCGGGGGGCUCACCACCCAGCAGAGGACGGCCCUGGAGAACGCCACCGUGGCUUUCUUCCUGCAGUGCAUCUCCUGCCACCCCAACAACCAGCGGCUCAUGGCCCAGGUUCUCUGUGAGCUCUUCCAGUCUGCUCCUCAGCGGGGCAACGUCCCCAUCUCCGGAAACAUCUCAGGCUUCAUCCGAAGGCUCUUUCUGCAGCUCAUGCUGGAGGAUGAGAAGGUCACGGUCUUCCUGCAGUCUCCAUGUCCGUUAUACAAAGGACGCAUCAACGCCACGAGUCACAUGAUCCAACAUCCCAUGUACGGAGCAGGCCACAAGUACCGCACCCUCCACCUGCCCAUCUCCACCACGCUGGCCGAGGUCCUGGACCGCGUCUCCGACACACCCAGCAUCACAGCAAAGCUGAUCAACGAGCAGAAAGAGGACAAGGAGAAGAAGAAUCACGAGGAGAAGGAGAAGAUGAAGACGGACAACGGCUUCCAGGACAACUACAGCGUUGUUGUGGCCUCAGGUUUAAAGUCCCAGUCCAAGCGGGCUCUCUCCACGCCCCCCCGGCCCCCGUCCCGGCGGGGCCGCGUCAUGAGUGACAAGCUGACGGCCUCGUCAGGCCUGGACCCGUCAGCCAAGACCAUCAGCGUGCCGGUGUUCCACCUCUACCACAAGCUGGUCCCAGGUCAGCCCCUCCCGCCCGAGAUGACGCUGGCGCAGCUGCUCACGCUCCUGUACGAGCGCAAGCUGCCCCAGGGCUACCAGUCCAUCAACCUGACCGUCAAGCUGGGCUCCAAGGUCAUCUCCGACCCCGGACUCUCCAAGACGGACUCCUUCAAGAGGCUGAGGACGGAGAAAGUGGACCACUGCGACCUGCUGAGCAGCUGCCCCGAGGACGAGCCCAUGCUGGCGGCCGACGAGUGCGUGGACGCAGCGGCCGCAGCCGACGAGUCCCUGCUGGAGACCAGCCCCAUCCAGUCCCCGCUGCAGGUGUUCGCCGGCAUGGGAGGCCUGGCCCUCAUCGCUGAGAGGCUGCCCAUGCUGUACCCCGACGUCAUCCAGCAGGUCAGCGCCCCGGUCGUGCCCUCCGCCACGCAGGAGAAGCCCAAGGACAGCGACCAGUUUGAGUGGGUGACCAUCGAGCAGUCGGGCGAGCUGGUGUACGAGGCCCCGGAGUCCAUCGCCACGGAGCCGCCGCCCAUCAACAAGCAGCAGUCCCAGUCGUCCUCCUCGUCCUCGUCGUCCUCCUCCGUGCAGACCAUGUCCCCCAUCCCGGCGCACUCGCUGGCCGCCUUCGGCCUGUUCCUGCGCCUGCCGGGCUACGCAGAGGUGCUGCUGAAGGAGAGGAAGCACGCCCAGUGCCUGCUGCGCCUGGUGCUGGGGGUCACCGACGACGGAGAGGGCAGUCACAUCCUGCAGUCUCCCUCUGCCAACGUGCUGCCCACGCUGCCGUUCCACGUGCUGCGGGCCCUGUUCAGCAGCACCCCCCUGACCACGGACGACGGCGUGCUGCUGCGCCGCAUGGCCCUGGAGAUCGGGGCCAUCCACCUCAUCCUGGCCUGCCUGUCGGCUCUGAGCCACCACGCCCCCCGCAACCCCAACGCCAGCUCCAGCGUCUCCGAGCCGCAGAUGUCCAGCUGUCACGCUGGAGGCACCAGUGAGGACCAGCAGCUGUACUGGGCUAAGGGGACUGGGUUUGGUACUGGAUCCACGGCCUCGGGCUGGGACGUGGAGCAGGCGCUGACCAAGCAGCGGCUGGAGGAGGAGCAUGUGACCUGUCUGCUGCAGGUCCUGGCCAGCUACAUCAACCCAGCCGGCUCCGGCGGCUGCCACGGUGCCGACGGCGCCUCUGCAGACGGCAGGGCCCACAACAGCUCUGCGCUGCCGACGGUUCUGCAGGAGCUGCUCAACCAGUCCUGCCUCAUCCCGGCCAUGUCCUCGUACCUGCGCAACGACUCGGUGCUGGACAUGGCGCGCCAUGUGCCGCUCUACCGGGCCCUGCUGGAGCUGCUGAGGGCCAUCUCCACCUGCACGGCCCUGGUUCCUCUGCUGCUGCCGCUGACGGGAGACCUGGCGCUGGAGGAGGACGAGGAGGAGGAGGAGGACGACGAAGAGCACUCUGAGGGCCGGACCUCGGUGGGGAUGCUGCUGGCCAAGAUGAAGACGUGUGUGGACACUUACACCAACCGCCUCAGGUCCAAGAAAGAUAAGAGUAAAGGCGUGGUGAAGGCAGAAGGCUCUGAACCCGAGCCCGAGGGCCUGACCCUGCUGGUUCCCGACAUCCAGAGGACGGCAGAGAUCGUCCACGCCGCCACCACCAGCCUGCGGCAGGCCAACCAGGAGAGGAAGCUGGUGGAGUGCUCCAGGAAGGUGUCCAGCCGGCCCAAGCCGCUGUCCCUGCUCCGCUCUCUGGAGGAGAAAUACGUGGCCAUCAUGAAGAAACUUCAGUUCGACACGUUUGAGAUGGUUUCAGAGGACGACGAAGGCAAGCUGAUGUUCAAGGUCAACUACCACUACAUGUCUCAGGUGAAGAACGCCAGCGACAGCAACAGCGCCGCCAGAUCCCGCCGCCUGGCCCAGGAGGCGGUGACCCUGUCCACCUCCCUGCCCCUGUCCUCCUCCUCCAGCGUCUUCGUCCGCUGUGACGAGGAGAGGCUGGACAUCAUGAAGGUGCUCAUCACAGGCCCGGCCGACACUCCGUACGCCAACGGCUGCUUCGAGUUCGACGUGUACUUCCCCCAGGACUACCCCAACUCCCCCCCGCUGGUCAACCUGGAGACCACGGGGGGCCACAGUGUGCGCUUCAACCCCAACCUCUACAACGAUGGCAAAGUCUGUUUAAGUAUCCUGAACACGUGGCACGGGAGGCCGGAGGAGAAGUGGAACCCUCAGACGUCCAGCUUUCUCCAGGUGCUGGUGUCGGUGCAGUCCCUCAUCCUCGUGGCCGAGCCUUACUUCAACGAGCCGGGGUACGAGCGCUCCCGGGGGACGCCCAGCGGCACCCAGAGUUCUCGGGAAUACGACGGCAACAUCCGGCAGGCCACGGUCAAGUGGGCCAUGCUGGAGCAGAUCCGCAACCCGUCGCCAUGCUUCAAAGAGGUGAUCCACAAGCACUUCUACCUGAAGAGAGUGGAGAUCAUGUCUCAGUGUGAGGAGUGGAUCGCUGACAUCCAGCAGUACAGCAGUGACAAGAGGGUGGGCCGCACCAUGUCCCACCACGCCGCUGCGCUCAAGAGACACACGGCUCAGCUCAGAGAGGAGCUGCUGAAGCUGCCCUGCCCCGACGGCCUGGAGCCUGACGUCGAGGAGUUCUCUGACAAGAGCGGCCUGCUGCUCAAAGAGCUGCCCCCUCAGGACCCGGACAAGCCCGGCGGCAGCCAGGACAGCCACUGCAGCGACGGCCAGCUAUGAGCCCCCCCACCCCGGCCCUGCUGGCCCCCCCAGAGACUGGACGGGCCAGGAGACGGGCCAGGAGACGGGCCAGGAGACGGGCCAGGAGACGGGCCAGGAGACGGGCCGCCACUUUGUCCAUAUUUGUACGUAAAGAUCUAAUGGCAGAACAGCAGAGAAUGAUGGGAAACGAGUACAAGAAUCUGAUGAGAUGAACUCUGAACUAUUCUACGCCCUUAAAGAAGAGUCAACAAAGACUUUUAUUUACCUGUAAAAGAGUGUAAACAUUUUGUGCUUUUCCCAUGUGAAAUAACCACUGAUUGGUAUGUUAUUAAACUUGUUUAUGUGUAAACGACGGCAGAGGAAAAUACAGAGUAUAUAAGGGAAACUACCUUUAGAGAAGAAUGUUUACUGAAUGUUAAGUUCCUUUUUCUUUUGACUGUUAGAGCGGACACAGUUGUAACCAAGGAUAUAUUGGACGUUCUUUAAGGAUAUUAUUUAAAAAAAGCAAACCCAGGAAUCCCAGAUCAGAGCCCUGUGGUCCCCGCUGGCUGUCUGGUCUCUGUAGGAUCGUUUCCGCUUGAAUAAAGGUCGCGAUGGACGUUCUUAGAUGCUAUGUUAUCCCUCUUACAGGCUCCAGAUUAAAGUCUUCACCACGCCGGACGAACAUUUGUCGCCUCAGAACUCCUCCAUGAUGCUUUCCAUCGACACGGCUGUCCAGCAAGGCUGCGUGUCGGAGCCGCGGGGGCGGCGUCCCCGCCCGGCUCGUGCAUGUGUAUGUGUGUUUUCUGUGCGUGUGCAACAAUCCCCAGUGAGAUACGAAGCUGUGAUGUGCCUUUGAUCAGCACCGUACCACCAAAUACUUCAACAGAGUACCUGUACUCAUCUCUGUGCUGUUUCUGCAGAAAUCUGCUCCGUCUGACAUGAAAGAAACUGCUUUGAUCUUUUUUUAAUUGUUAAAUUCCAGUGAACAAAAAAGAAAAUGCACUUUCUAUUUUACUCACUCCUUAGAACAGACACAUACUCUUUUUGCUAGGACAUUAAAUGGAGCUUGAAAAUA